AUGUGCAUUAAUGGCGAAAUUGUAACUGGUGUUCUUAACCAGUUUAAAGACAAUUACCCAGGAACUGAAUGGGCCCGUGGAUUCAUGAAACGCCAUAAGCUACGACUGAAAAAGGGUACAUCCAUGCAGGUGGACAGAAAGGAAAGGACAAGUGAUCCUUUCAUCAUUAACAGUUUUUAUGAUGUAAUUGAGAAAGAGGUACAGGACCUACAGCUACAGGACAAACCUGGCCACAUCUACAAUCUAGACGAGACGUCGUUUCCUCUUCAUUCAUCAAAGACACACACACUUGGGGUUAUUAGACAGCAAACAAUAAGAGUGACUGCUAGCAGUGGAAGACAAAAUAUAACUGUACUGGCAGCCAUCUGUGCUGAUGGCUCUGCUCUGCCUACCUGCAUUGUGUUUAAAGGAAAACGGCUGAUGCAGCAGUGGAUUGGGGAUUCAGGAACAACUCCAAAUCAAACAAUUUGUUGUGUAAGUGACAAUGCGUGGAUGACUGCCAAAGUAUUCCAUGAAUUCUUCGUCAAAUUUGUUGAAAUGACAAAGGAAAAAAGGCCAACUCUCCUGAUUCAUGAUGGUCAUGUGAGUCACACAACUCUUGAAACUGUGAAACUGGCAAGAGAUAAGCAGAUCAGUAUUGUUCUCCUGCCUCCUCACUGCACUGAUGUGCUACAGCCAUCAGACAAAACUCCAGUUGAUAGACACAAAUUUGAUGUAUCAAGGCUCAGCAAGUCAAAGGUGGAAGCAUGCAAUCGGUGGAUCCUUGCUGGUAGACCUGAGACUGAGGAAGCCAUUCCUAUUGUACCGCCUACUCAAGAAGAGGACACAGGGAAUGCCAUCAUGUUUGGUACUUCAAAGCCAAAAAAUAGUACAACGCUCGGGAAAACAAGUACACCUUUACCCCCUGUAACAGAUCCCUCCCCUUGUUCAUCUGGAAAGCCUGGUUACACAGUUCCAUCUGAUAGUAUUCCAAAAGUGUGUCAGCAUAGUCAGUCAUGCUGCCUGUACCUUCACAGUCUUCAAGAACUUGCAGAGGCAAUUGGCAAGGCUGUACAUACCAAGAAGUCCAUGGAACAUAUCAUAUCUGACCGACAACGUCCCCAUCAGGCCAAGAAACCUGGUGCUCGCAGAGUGUUAGGGAAAGGAGCCACAGUUCUAACACACGAGGAAGUCAUAAGCAGCAUUGAGGAAAGAGAGAAGGCACAGAAAGAAAAAGAAACUAAGAAAAAGCAGAGGGCAGAGAAACAGAGAACUAAAGAAGAAGCAACAGCAGGGAAAAAAGACCACAGCUCAGAAAAGUGGAAGAAAGAAUGCUGCUGCUGCUGA
Macrobrachium nipponense is the source of this 1326-nucleotide messenger RNA. RefSeq lists its product as uncharacterized. Bases 1 to 1326 code for a protein of 441 amino acids. Gene Ontology annotation, cellular component: nucleus. Lineage: Eukaryota; Metazoa; Arthropoda; Malacostraca; Decapoda; Palaemonidae. Gene Ontology annotation, molecular function: DNA binding. The record is from RefSeq and is a predicted model, not a curated record. The transcript is spliced from 3 exons.